AUGUCAUCAUCUCUCUCCUUCCUCACCGAGAACUCCGCCGCCGCGGCCAUCGGCGAUGCAUACAACACUUUCGCCGAACGAAGGGCGUUGCUCAAUCUGCCCAACCCCGGCACUGUCGAUAAUCUCGCCAGGGAAGUGCAAAAGGAUGUCCUGUUGACCAACUUCAUGUUCUCCGGUCUCCGGGCAGACUUGACCAAGGUCUUCGGUAUGUCCCCUCUGUUCCGUGUGUCGCACGCUCUCUCUAUGGGUUCCACCGGCAACUUGCCUCCAUACGCUUUCUCCGCCAUGUUCGGAAACCCCAAGGUUUUCAUGCAAGGUAACUACGGAAGUGAUGGUGCGCUUGCCGCCGUCGGCAACUACCGCUGGAGCCCGGCCCUGGUCACCAAGACCAAUGCCCAGAUCAUGGCAGGUGGCUCCCAAGGCUUGGUUCAGAUCGACAACGACUACACCGGCUCCGAUUUCUCUGCAUCUCUCAAGGCCUUCAACCCGUCUUGCCUGGAGGGUGGUCUGACUGGUAUCUUCGUCGGCAGUUACCUCCAAUCCGUCACUCCCGCUCUGGCCCUCGGUUUCGAGGCUAUCUGGCAACGCCAGGGUAUCACUGCCCGCCCCGAGACUGCUCUCUCCUACUCCGCCAAGUACAAGGGUGAGGACUGGAUCGGUACUGCUCAGCUCCAGGCCCAGGGUACUUUCAACGCCACCUACUGGCGCAAGCUGUCCGAGCGUGUUGAGGCUGGUGUUGACAUGAACCUUCAACUCUCUCCUUCUCCCGCUGCUCUGAUGAUGGGCGGCCCUGCCCGUGACGGUACCACCGCCAUUGGUGCCAAGUACGACUUCCGUGCCUCUUCUUUCCGCGCUCAGGUUGACAGCACCGGUAAGGUCAGCUGUCUCCUCGAGAAGCGCAUUGCCAUGCCCAUCUCCCUCUCCUUUGCUGGUGAGAUUGACCAGGCUAAGCAAACCGCCAAGCUUGGUCUUGCUGUUUCCCUCGAGCUCGCUGGUGAGGACUUGAUGGAGCAGCAGGAGAAGGCUGACCCCGCCGCCAUGAUCCCUCCUCCUUUCUAA
This is a messenger RNA of Penicillium soppii, 1059 nucleotides long. RefSeq names its product TOM complex pore protein TOM40 (gene tom40). The transcript has 3 exons. Gene Ontology annotation, biological process: protein import into mitochondrial matrix. Lineage: Eukaryota; Fungi; Ascomycota; Eurotiomycetes; Eurotiales; Aspergillaceae. Bases 1 to 1059 code for a protein of 352 amino acids. Gene Ontology annotation, cellular component: mitochondrial outer membrane; mitochondrial outer membrane translocase complex. Gene Ontology annotation, molecular function: transmembrane protein transporter activity. The record is from RefSeq and is a predicted model, not a curated record.